Messenger RNA from Aspergillus tanneri, 1176 nucleotides. RefSeq lists its product as uncharacterized. The transcript is spliced from 3 exons. The record is from RefSeq and is a predicted model, not a curated record. NCBI's taxonomy places the organism in Eukaryota, Fungi, Ascomycota, Eurotiomycetes, Eurotiales, Aspergillaceae. Gene Ontology annotation, molecular function: oxidoreductase activity. Bases 1 to 1176 code for a protein of 391 amino acids.
AUGAGUCCCCCCCAGAGAUGCGCUGCUGUUGUCGUAGGAGCCGGCCCUGCUGGCUUGGCUGUGAUGGGAAAUCUCCUUGAGAAGCAGUUAGGAGGCAAAAUUGCCUGGGUCGAUCCGUAUUUCCAGGGAGGUCGCGUUAACCGCAAAUACCGUGAGGUCCCUAGUAAUACCAAAGUGUCGCUGUUCCAGGCAUAUGCCACUGCAGUUCAGCCCUUCCGCUCCGUCAUCAACAGCACCCGCAUCCCCAGCGCUUUCUCCACUCUAGCCAAACUCGACCAAGAGAAAACCUGUCAUCUGCAUCAUGCAGCAGAUAUGCUCAAGGGUCUUUCGGACGGUAUCGUCAAGAUGGAUCAAGUCUAUCCCUGUCAGGGAUUUGUCACUGCUGCCAAUCUGGUGGAAAAUACCUCGUCCUGGACAGUUCGGAUCAUGCGUCAGGAUUCUCGCGAUGAAAUAGAGGUGGUCACCCCCAGACUCAUUCUGUGCACUGGUUCAUCGCCAACGGAGGUCUCCAUUCCUGUCGCUGGACACGACAUUCAACGGCUGGACCUAGAUGUAGUGUUGAAGCCCAGCGAUCUUGCCUCGUACCUGCCCCGCAACGUUCCCCAUACCGUUGCCGUUGUGGGAGCCUCUCAUAGUGCCAUUUUGGCUCUCCUCAACCUGGUAGAUUUAGCGCGCUCUUCCCAUCCCCAUCUGCGCGUCAAGUGGUUCACACGGCAUCCUCUUCGGUAUGCCGAGUAUAUGGACGGUUGGAUCCUCCGGGACAAUACCGGCCUCAAGGGUCUGGCGGCCGAUUUCGCGCGUCAGCAAUUGGAGGACGAAAUGCUUCCCCAGUCCGAGGCGGGCCAGUUUGUCACCAAGGUGGAUUGCGGAAGAGACCAGGAGGCAGCACAGUAUGAACGGCAUUUGCCGUCAUGCUCACACCUCGUGCAGGCCAUCGGGUUCACCCGUGACCCCCUCCCAGAGCUGUCCGUAAACGGGCACGCCCUGGUGCCAGAAUAUGACUCGGAAACAGGCAACUUCCAUGACCAUCAGGGACGAGUCAUCUCGGGCUUGCAUGGCGCGGGCAUCGCUUUUCCUGAACAAGUGACCGACCCCCAUGGCAAUGUUGAGCAUGCCGUUGGGUUUUGGAAGUUUAUGAGAUUUAUCAAGCGUGCAUGCCCCCAGUGGACCGCAUAG